AUGCAGCGCGAGCCCUCGCGCUUGAAUUCCACAAGAACAACGUUCAGCUCGUCUACGGCGGCGGGACCACAAAUCAUGGGCGAACUGGCAAAGACGCUCGUGUCUCUCUCCGGACCACAGGCCGUUCACGGCAUAAUUCCCCGUGCGCUGGUCCACGUAUCCGCGAAGCACGACGGCCCCGAAUUGAACGGGGGCGCGAAAGCAGCGGAACGAGUCGUCCCGUCAUCAUCACUGGAUAUCGAUGAAUAUGGAAUUUCCGAGUCCGAAUAUGGAAUCACAGCGAUUGUGCCUGACAUGCACAGCAAGCGGCUGAUGGCGACGAAGGUGGUGGAAGGUGGACCGGGGUCGGGGUUUGUUUCACUCGCUGGAGGAUUCGGGACGAUUGAAGAGUUGAUGGAGAUGACAACGUGGAAUCAGCUGGGAAUUCAUGGCGUUGAGAUUGUAUUGUUGAAUGUUAAUGGGUUCUGGGAUGGGCUCAUAAGCUGGUUGCACCAGGCGAUUGAGCAGGGAUUCAUCAGCCCUGAGAAUGGGUCCAUUCUGGCAGUAACACGCGAGGUCUCUGAGGUUGUGUUAAUGUUGUCGCAGUAUCAAAGGAGCUCUGAUCGGAUGUUGCUGAACUGGGGUGACAAGUGA
Molecule: messenger RNA, 633 nt
Organism: Aspergillus affinis
Lineage: Eukaryota; Fungi; Ascomycota; Eurotiomycetes; Eurotiales; Aspergillaceae
Product: LOG family protein
Exons: 1
Coding region: 1-633 (210 amino acids)
Biological process (GO): cytokinin biosynthetic process
Cellular component (GO): cytosol
Molecular function (GO): hydrolase activity, hydrolyzing N-glycosyl compounds
Source: RefSeq, a predicted model, not a curated record